This is a messenger RNA of Eurytemora carolleeae, 1634 nucleotides long. RefSeq lists its product as uncharacterized. The record is from RefSeq and is a predicted model, not a curated record. The transcript is spliced from 6 exons. Gene Ontology annotation, molecular function: protein binding. The coding region runs from base 27 to 1634 and encodes 535 amino acids. Lineage: Eukaryota; Metazoa; Arthropoda; Copepoda; Calanoida; Temoridae.
UUGCGAAAAAAAUUUACUAGGAUGCUAUGGCUAAGCAUAAUUCACAAAUUGAAUUUCAAAAACAACUUACGCUGACAAAAUUUUCUUUUUUAUAUUUAUUUUCAGAAAAAAUGGCGCAGCUAAAUAAAUUGGAUUUCUUUAAAAUUUUGGAAAAUGCCCAGAAGGAGGGUUCGGAAACCAGCUUUCCAGAUGUAAAUUUUCAAUUUUUCGACAAGGAUAAUGAAGAUGUCCUUGUUGGGUCUAUUCAAGCACAUAAGUUUCUGCUCUCGUUGGUAUCACUGGUGUUCAAACAACAGUUCUUUGGAGCUUUUGCAUCUUCUGAACAGGAAAUAGAAGUGGUCAAGAUUGAAGAUUGCUCUUAUGAAGCAUUCAAACUGAUGAUUGAACUCAUCUAUGACGACCCUUAUGAUAAACAAGAGAAAGCAUUUCUUUGCAGAGACGAUUUUGGACUGCUAUUUGAACUACUGAUAUUGGCUGAGAAAUAUCAGAUAGAAGGUUUGUCUUAUUUAGUGAAGUCAAGACUAGAAACUGUACCCGUGUCUGUUUCAAAUGCUCUGAAGGUUCUUGAAAUUACUGAACAGUAUAAGGAUCUUCUGAACUUUGAAGCAACCUGCUUUGCGCUGAGUAGAAGAGUUGCUAGAGCUGUUUGUAAUAGUUGGAAGUCUUCUGCUGACGUUCUUAGCUUCUGGAGUUUAAACAAAUCUAAAACAGAAUUGAUAAAUGUGUUAUUCGAAAAAUGUUCUCUGUUAGCCGUAGAAGGGAUCUUUAAUAAUAAGGUACUGAAUAGAAAUACAACAUCUGGGCUUUUGUUCCCAAAUAAUCAGGCACAAAAUACUACAACUGGAUUCUCAUUCUCAUCUCAUCAGGCACCAAAUACAACAUCUGGGCUUUUGUUCUCAAAUAAUCAGGCACAAAAUACUACAACUGGAUUCUCAUUCUCAUCUUAUCAGGCACUGGUUAAAACACUUAGGAUAAGGAAUUUCAAGCUGAAGAGUGUAGAUUACCAGAAAAUUCUUGAACACCUAAAUGCAGAGAAUACUGAAGAAAAAUUCCAUGUUGUAGAGUUCAAGAUACUAGAUCAGGAUGGUAAAGUGGAAUCAAUAAGAGCAAACAAACUUCUAUUAUCUUUGGUCUCAUUUAGUUUUCGAUCAAGUUUCUAUAGUGUUGCAUCGGUGAAGAAUAAGAAAGACGAGGUGCAUGUCUUAACUGUUGAGAACGUUCCACCCAAAGAGUUUAAAACCAUGAUCAACAUCAUCCAUGAGUCUAAAGACGAGAACAUUAAAACAGAGGUCGGGAAGAUGGACCUUAAUUCUCUACUUGUGUUACUGACGCUGUUUAAUAAGCAUUUUUUAGCAGGGUUUAGUGAAAUUGUAAGGUACAGAAUUAGUCAAAUCUCUUUAUCAGCUAAAAAUGCAAUCGAAGUUCUAGCAGCCAUCAAGAGAUAUGAAAAUGACUCAAAUCUUGCUUCAACCUGCAUUGAUCUGAAACAGAGAUUAACAAGAGCUGUCAAUAGUUGGUCAUCACCCGCCGAUGUGCUGAAUUUCUGGGCGGCUAACAGGAACAACAUAGAUCUUGUCACUGAAAUGUUCGAUAGUUGUGUUCUAGCAAACAAGAAUAUGAAUUUUUCAAAAUAA